This is a messenger RNA of Plutella xylostella (diamondback moth), 2949 nucleotides long. NCBI's taxonomy places the organism in Eukaryota, Metazoa, Arthropoda, Insecta, Lepidoptera, Plutellidae. The record is from RefSeq and is a predicted model, not a curated record.
GACGUACGAGAUCUAUGUAAGAAUUUUGAUUUGGUGGCUCUUCAGGAGCAUUGGUUAUUUCCCCAUGAUCUGCCGCUUUUAGGUACUAUAUCAAAUGAAUUUGAUUAUACUGGGAAGUCGGCUGUGGAUACGUCAGCCGGCUUGCUGGUUGGAAGACCUCAUGGGGGUGUGGCCAUUCUCUGGCGAAAAGGUAUUUUCGACAGCAUAACUGUGUUGGAAUGUAGUAGUGUUCGCCUGGCGGCAAUCAGAGCGACAAUUGGCGAGCGGUCUAUUGUUGUUGUAACCGUUUAUAUGCCUACCGACUCGUCAGAUAAUUUGCCCUUAUACACUGAGUUGCUGGCGAAAAUAAACGCUAUAAUUGAAAGCGAUAACAUUGAGACAGUAUUUGUUUUAGGUGACUUCAAUGCCCACCCUCACGAACCGUUCCACAGGGAGCUGUCAGACUUCUGUGGUGAUCAGUCUUGGGUUUGUGCUGACAUUGAAAAACUCGGUAUCGACUCCGGUAGCUAUACAUUUGUGAGUGAGGCCCAUGGAUGUAGACGGUGGCUGGACCAUUUUGUAGUGUCCAUCUCAGCUUGGCAAACCAUUACAGAUGUAGGUAUUGUGGAGAAUGUUUUUGUCUCUGACCAUUUGCCUAUAUUUGCCAAGUGUGAUUUUAGGAUGGUUAGGCCUAAAAUCCAGUCAGACGGCGGCUUCCACAGCUCAGUAAUUUGGCGUGAGAGAGAUGAGUCCCAGAUUACAAAAUACCGCCAACUAUGUAACUCCAGACUACGGGACAUUGAUUUUCCAACUGAAUUUACGGAGUGCAGCCGUGGACUCUGCAACUUGGCUGAACAUAGGCAUGUCUUGGACAAAUUAUACAGCGACAUAAGCUCUAUACUCUGUGUCGCGGCCGUAGAGUCGAGUGGUGAGCGUGUCAGUGGGAGUAGGAAAGGCAGACAUUUGUGCGGCUGGAACAAGCACGUUCACACUGCACACGCGGAGGCCAGGUUGAGUUUCGAAACCUGGGUAUUAUGUAAAAGACCGACCAGUGGCGUUGUAUUUGAUGAGAUGAGCCAGGCUCGAAAGGUUUUUAAAAGUCGGUUAAAGUGGUGUCAAAAUAACCAAGACCAACUGAAAAUGGAUAUUUUGGCUAAACACAGGACCAAUAAAAAUUUUGGCAAAUUUUGGAAAGCUACUGGGAAGCAAGAAGCUAAGCCUGGCCUCGCAGCGUGUGUAGAUGGUAAAAAUGAGCCUACUGCCAUUGCUAACAUGUUUAGGACUCACUUUAAAGUGCAGUCUCUCCUUGGUCUCUCGCCCUCGCAAGUGCCCGCUGAGUCUGUCCGUGUGGGGAAGGAGAAAACUUUCACUCAUUUUACUGCUGGACAGGUCACAGAUGUCCUUAGGAAAAUGACAGGUGGUAAAUCCCCUGGACACGAUGGACUCAGUGUGGAACACCUCAAGUAUGCUGGUGUACACUUGCCGAGAGUACUCGCUUUGCUUUUUACUAUGUGCAUCAGUCACUCAUAUUUGCCAGAGGACCUGACGAAGACCAUAGUUGUGCCCAUAGUAAAAAACAGAACGGGGGAUAUCUCGGACAGAGGGAACUACCGGCCCAUCUCACUGGCAACGAUUGUUGCUAAGGUACUGGACGGCUUGCUUGAUUCUUGCCUUCAAAAACACCUGAACUUACAUGACGCGCAAUUUGGGUUCAGAUCUGGACUUUCCACUGAAAGCGCGAUAUUAAGUCUCAAGCAUGCUGUUCAGUACUACACAAAACGAAGUACACCGGUAUACGCCUGUUUCCUGGACCUCUCCAAAGCGUUUGACUUAGUUUCAUAUGACGUGCUGUGGGGUAAGCUAGGUGACAGGGGGGUGCCGGUGGAAAUCAUAAGUAUGUUUCAGUACUGGUACUCUAGUCAGUCAAACUAUGUGAGGUGGGCUGGCUCCCUCUCGGAGCCAUAUGUGUUGGAUUGCGGGGUGAGGCAAGGGGGGUUGACGUCUCCCAAGCUCUUCAACGUAUAUGUUAACGACCUCAUUGUUGGGCUGAGCGGCACCCGAGUUGGCUGUAGUAUAGGGGGCGUAAGCGUGAAUAACCUAAGCUACGCGGAUGACAUGGUGCUGCUGAGCCCAACUGUGGGUGGUCUUCGAGAGCUCUUGGCAAUUUGUGAGAGAUAUGCUGCAGAACAUGGCCUCGCUUACAAUGUAAGAAAGUGUGAGUACAUCGUCUUUGGGGCCCCCGGUAAGUGCCAGGAUAGUUCACCUUAUAUCACUUUGAAUGGCAAAAGUAUAAAAAGGGUGAACAAAUUCAAAUAUCUGGGUCACGUCAUUGCCGAGGACCUUAAAGACGAUGCUGAUAUUGAGAGGGAACGUAGGGCUCUAGCGAUCAGGGGUAACAUGCUUGUCCGCAGAUUCUACCGGUGUAGUGAAGAGGUUAAGCUAACCCUGUUUAAGGCGUAUUGCCAGAGUUUCUACACCGGGAGUCUGUGGGUAGACCAUACUAAAAGAUCGCUGGAUAUCCUGCGUAUCCAAUACAAUAACAUCUUUAGAAUGCUGCUGGGACUGCCUCGCUUCUGCAGUGCAUCGGGGAUGUUUGCCGAAUACCAAACGGAUGGCUUCCACGCCAUCAUUCGGAAAAAAACAGUAUCCCUGAUCAACAGAGUGCGGGACAGUCACAACAGCAUUCUGAAAACAGUGGCUGAUGACCUGACGUCCUCCCUGUGGAAGUGCUUGGUGAGGAGGGUCAUAUGAUCUUUUAAGAGACUAGUCUGAUUUCAAUUUAAUUUAAUUUAAUUUAUGUAAUUUAUUUUAUUUGGUUUAAUUUAAUAUAUUAAUUUUAAUCUAAGUAUUCAAUAUUAUAUUAUUUGAUUUCUUUUUAAAUUGUUUUAAGUAUUUAAUGUAAGAUUUAUAAUUAAUGACUGAUUUUAUACUUAUAUGGACCUCAUUGUCUGAAAUAAACGAUUUUUAUUU